This is a messenger RNA of Colletotrichum orchidophilum, 894 nucleotides long. RefSeq names its product metallo-beta-lactamase superfamily protein. Bases 1 to 894 code for a protein of 297 amino acids. Gene Ontology annotation, molecular function: sulfur dioxygenase activity. NCBI's taxonomy places the organism in Eukaryota, Fungi, Ascomycota, Sordariomycetes, Glomerellales, Glomerellaceae. The transcript has 2 exons. Gene Ontology annotation, biological process: hydrogen sulfide metabolic process; glutathione metabolic process. The record is from RefSeq and is a predicted model, not a curated record.
AUGGCUCAAGAGCCCACCAUCCACGAGAUAUUUGAGCCGGUGACAGGUACGUGGCAGUACAUCGUCGCCGACCCCUCCACGAAGGCCGCCGUGAUCAUCGACUCCGUCCUGGACUUUGAUCCGGCAAAGAACGCAAUCUCCACACAGACAGCCGACGGCCUUCUCGAUGUUGUAAGGAAGAAUGGCUACAAAGUCUUCGAGAUUCUAGAGACACACGUCCACGCCGACCAUCUGACUGCGUCUAAAUAUUUACAGUCCCGGCUGCGGGAGGCGCAAGACGGCGUGACCCCCGAGAUCUGCAUCGGCAGGCGGAUCGGCGCCGUUCAAGAGAGACUCGCUGAGAAGUAUGGCAUCUCAAAAGAUGAAUACGUCAAUGCUUUUGACCGGCUCCUCGACGAUGACGAAAUCCUCGAGAUUGGGGAGCUCAAGGCCAAGGCUAUCCAUCUGCCGGGCCAUACUCCCGACCACAUGGGAUACAUGAUUGGAGCCAAUGUCUUUGCCGGCGACUCUCUCUUCAACCACGACGUCGGGUCCGCGCGGUGCGACUUCCCCGGCGGCAACGCCCGAGACCUCUUUGCAUCGGUGCGCCGGUUGCUGGAUCUCCCGGAGACCACCAAAAUCUGGACCGGGCACGACUACCCACCGGCCUACCGCGGCCCCGUGGCGGCGACGGAGGUUGCCAGGCAAAAAAUAGAGAACAAGCACCUCGCGCGGGACGUGACGGAGGAUGACUUUGUAAAGUGGCGCGAAGAGAGGGAUUCGGGGCUCGGGGAGCCCAGGCUGAUGCAUUGGGCGUUGCAGGUCAACGUGAGGGCUGGAAAUAUGCCCAGCCCGACCAAAUCUGGGGAUCGGUUGCUUCAUGUGCCUGUCAAGAUGCAGGGCGUGACUUGGUGA